Haemonchus placei is the source of this 453-nucleotide messenger RNA. The record is from the annotation of a GenBank genome assembly. Lineage: Eukaryota; Metazoa; Nematoda; Chromadorea; Rhabditida; Trichostrongylidae.
UAUGCUUCUAACUCGCCCGAAUCACAAGUAUUCAGAUCACUCGUUGCCAAAGGAGAAGCUGUAGAUGCACGAGACGGCAGCUGCAGAAGAGGUAAGACAUCGGGCUUGAAUAGCUCUAUGGACAGCAAUGGACAAGCUUUAUUGCAGAGUACCUUCAGCUGGUUCAGCUCAUUGCAAAAUGUUGGCAUAGGAGACGAGACCGUUUUCAAUAAGAACAUGAUUUACGACGGUGUUGGUUACUACACUCAGCUGGUGUGGCAAAACACCCACAAAAUUGGAUGUGCUGUAGCAUCGUGUAAUAGCAUGACCUUAGUAGUGGUUCACUUUGUGAGAGGCGAUAUUUUCCAAAAAGUUCUUUUUAGUGGCAACAUCGAAGGAGAAGUCAUUUAUGAAAUUGGAGAGCCAUGCACUGGCUGUACAUGCAGUAAGGAUGAAGGGCUUUGUGUUGUCUAG